AAUUGUUCCUCGCCUUUAUAGUUUUGUGGUCGAUUUCUGUUUUCCCACUUCUCUAUAAAAGAUUAGGCCAUAUAUUAUCACACGUAAAAUAGAGUAUUAUGCUUGAAAUACAAUAUUGAGAUACCUAUUAAAAUCACAUACAUCACAUCAUACUGUCAGAGCAGAAGCAAGCAGCCGUUAAAGCGCCGGGUGACAUAUAAAAAAAAAUAUAUAACUGAACGAAAUUUACAUAUUCGUGAUAGUAUGUGUAUCCAUAGUCCAUUCUGUUUGCUUUCUCUUGCAAAAGGUUUUCCGUUAACAAUGUUUUCCCCAACAAAUUCUGCUUUUGAUAAGCUCCCUCCGGGGACGCUUGAUAACUUGUUGAAGAACACUACUGAAUUGAAGACAAUUCUCUCAAAUCAUUUCGUUGCUGGAGAUUUCUACGCCAUCGGACUUCAAGAUGGCUACAGGAUUCGCACCAUUGCCGGUGAUUUCAUAAAUGUGGCGAUUGAUGGAGGUGUCAUUAAAGUGAACAACGCCACGGUAACGUUUGCAGAUAUAUCGGUAACUAACGGUGUUAUGCACGCAAUAGACACGGUAUUGUUUCUGCCAUAGUAAGCUGUAAACAAUGAACCCCGACGGACUUUACACAAGGAAAAGCUUCCAUAAACUCGCUACAUGAUAUCGCCAACCGCUUUUGUAACACUGAUUGGUCAGAAAGUUCCCAAUUGCGUUAAGAACGGCAUACGCAAUGUAAACGAUCAUUGCAGUGAAAACACUGUCGCGGUAGUGUAAGGAUUUUAUGGAAACAUGGAUAACGCUCUGUCCACACUAUACAAUUUUCUUUGACAAAAAACUGAUGUACGCCCAUAUAUAGUCAUAAUAUGCCUGUAUAUGGUCAUGAUGAGAUAUCAUCAUGACC
Molecule: messenger RNA, 901 nt
Organism: Anneissia japonica
Lineage: Eukaryota; Metazoa; Echinodermata; Crinoidea; Comatulida; Comatulidae
Exons: 2
Coding region: 244-594 (116 amino acids)
Biological process (GO): extracellular matrix organization; cell adhesion
Cellular component (GO): extracellular matrix
Molecular function (GO): cell adhesion molecule binding
Source: RefSeq, a predicted model, not a curated record